Durio zibethinus is the source of this 2837-nucleotide messenger RNA. The record is from RefSeq and is a predicted model, not a curated record. NCBI's taxonomy places the organism in Eukaryota, Viridiplantae, Streptophyta, Magnoliopsida, Malvales, Malvaceae.
GCAUAGAUAUUCAGUCCGUGGCAGUCCACCAAAUAUCAUCCUUUGUUUAAUUGAACAACGACAGGCGUUUUCCUUUCGGACAUUUUCAUUCUGGAUCCGAGAUAGAGACCCUGAGAUUUUGCAGUAUUGAAAUUCGAAAAAGAAAAGGAAAAAAGCAGAUUAGAAAUGGCGGCCUUUAUCAAGCUAGAAGAUUCACCUAUGUUUCAAAAGCAGAUAUGUUCUUUAGAGUACACGGCUGAUGAGUUGAAAAAUCGCUGUCAAACACUAUACAAAGGAAGCAAAAAGUUUAUGACAGCUCUUGGAGAAGCAUAUAAUGGAGACAAUAGUUUUGCUGAUUCUUUAGAAGCAUUUGGUGGUGGACAAGAUGAUCCCAUUAGUGUCUCCAUAGGAGGGCCGAUCAUGUCCAAGUUCAUCAAUGCCUUUCGUGAGCUUGCUAGCUAUAAGGAGUUGCUUCGUUCACAAGUGGAGCAUGUGUUAAUUGAUCGGCUAAUGCACUUUAUGACUGUUGAUUUGCAAGAUGCAAAGGAGUCUCGUCGACGGUUUGACAAAGCUAUAAAUGCAUAUGAUCAGGAUUUGCAGAAUUCAAAAUCUGCUUUUGAGAGAAGCCGCUUCAAUUUAGUAAAUGCUCUAAUGAAUAUUGAAGCGAAAAAGAAAUAUGAGUUUCUGGAAUCUAUAAGUGCAAUUAUGGAUGGCCAUCUUAGAUACUUUAAGCUGGGGUAUGAAUUAUUGAGCCAGUUGGAACCAUUUAUUCAUCAGGUAUUGACAUAUGCUCAACAAGCAAAAGAAUUAGCAAAUGCUGAGCAGGAUAGGCUUGAAAAACGUAUUCAAGAAUUCAGGACCCAAGCUGAGAUAGAUACUUUACGAGCUUCUAGUAACAUAGAGCCUUCAACAAGUUCUGGAAGCAUUCCUGUUAUUGGCAUGAAUUCAGACAAAAACAUAGAAGCAAUCAUGCAGUCCUCAACAAAAGGGGAGGUCCAGACAAUCAAACAAGGAUAUUUGUUAAAACGUUCUUCAAGUUUGAGUUUGAGGGGAGAUUGGAAGAGGAGGUUUUUUGUACUCGAUAGUGAAGGAACUUUAUACUAUUAUAGGAAUAAGGGUACCAAACCAAUGGGUUCUCACCAUCAAUAUGCUGGUUCAGCUGAACACAAUAGUGGUGUAUUUGCUAGAUUUCGUGCAAGGCAUAAUAGGUCAUCAUCAUUUAAUGAAGAAACUUUGGGCUGCCAUACUGUUGAUCUUCAUACUUCAACAAUAAAGAUGGAUGCAGAGGAUACAGAUUUACGGCUUUGCUUCAGGAUCAUAUCUCCGCUGAAAACUUACACAUUGCAGGCUGAAAAUGGGGCAGAUAGAAUGGACUGGGUUAAUAAAAUUACUGCAGUUAUUACAUCUCUUUUGAAUUCUCAUAUCCUGCAGCAGCAUGUGGAGAAUAAUGAUUAUGCUCGCAGAGCUUCUUCUAAUGUUAGGUCACCUAAUAGGCUUGGUACUUUAGAGAUUGACGGAAUAGGCAACAGAGCAGAGCCUGUUUCUGCAGUCCUCAGAGAAAUUCCUGGAAAUGAUGUUUGUGCAGAGUGCAAUGCUCCUGAACCUGAUUGGGCAUCUCUUAAUCUUGGCAUAUUAUUGUGCAUUGAAUGCUCAGGUGUUCACCGUAAUCUUGGUGUACACGUUUCAAAGGUGAGAUCUUUGACAUUAGAUGUCAAAGUGUGGGAACCUUCAAUUGUGGAAUUAUUUCGUACUUUGGGCAAUGCUUAUUGUAACUCUGUUUGGGAAGGUUCACUCCCUAAGAAUGAGAGAGUGGAUGAAUCAAAUGUUAUUAGCACAUCAAUAACAAAACCAUGCUCUAAAGAUGUGAUUUCCCAUAAAGAGAAAUACAUUAAUGCUAAGUACGUAGAGAAAUUGCUAAUCAUCAGAGAUGAAAUGCAACCUGGAGUUCUUCCAAAGUCAACAAACAUCUGGCAAGCAGUUAAGACUGAUAAUUUACGAGAAGUGUAUCGUCUACUUGCAAUAUCAGACACCAAUAUCGUAAAUACCACCUUUGAUGAUGCUUUUAGCAUUGAGUUCUAUCACCAUGCUGUUGACGCACAAGACUCAUCACUUGAUAGCCACAAAGAGGAAAGGAAACAGUAUGAUCCAUCAGCCUGUCAGAGGAUCAAGGAUUCACAUGACCCGAGGAACUGUCUACAAGGUUGUUCGGUUUUGCAUCUGGCAUGCCAAUGCGGUAAUCCUGUGAUGGUUGAGCUGUUGCUGCAAUUUAGUGCUGAUAUAAAUAUGCGGGACUUCCAUGGCAGGACUCCUUUGCACCAUUGCAUUUCUAUAGGCAACAGCCCAUUGGCAAAGCAUCUACUAAGAAGAGGCGCACGGUCAACGAUUAAAGAUGGUGGGGGAUUAAGUGCUUUAGAAAGGGCUAUGGAGAAGGGAGCAAUUACAGAUGAGGAGCUCUUUAUUUUGCUCAGCGAAAGCUAGUGAAGCAAACAUGGUUGCCCCAAAUUCGUAAGCCUGCUUCUCUCUCAUGACUUCCACUUAUGUUGGCUGUUGUUGCCUAUAGCAUAACAAGAACCUUCUAUCCUACUCUAAGCUGUUGACAUUACUGAAUUGUUUAUCCUAUAAUAUUUAAAACUAGAUGUAUUCUUAGGGGUAAUUGUUGGAACCUUCCCUUUGUGCUUGCAAUGGUUGGAUGAUUUUCUCUGUUGAUUGUUUUGCUAGUGCCAAAAUUUUACUGACAUAGUCUCUAAACUCGCGAGGGUAAAGUUGAAUUGGAUGGUCACUGGUUGUAAUAUAACAAUAUGUUGAAGGCAUAAGGGCCAAUUUUCUUUGCUUUUUAUCUAAAUCAAGUUUGAUUUCAA